AUGCGUUUACAUUUCAAUUUCUCCCGAAUGGUUGUUUCGGCUAAUUGUGUGCCGAAGGAAGUUGAGAAUUUCAUCACUGACAAAAUCUAUCUCUUUAAGAUAUCUCUAAGAAAAGAAGUUGAUUUUCUGAGUUUGAAGCCAUAUAAUGUUAAAAAGGUUGUUUGUGAUGAGACUAUUAUUCGCAAGUAUUCGGCGAUUAUGUUUGAUAAUGUUGAUAAUGGAGAUACUUCGAAGUCAUUAGAUGAUCUCUUUUUAGAGGAUUGCGACAGGCUAUCGCCCAUUGUUAAUUUGGGUAAUGAUGAUGAUUCGCUGCAGGUUUAUGGUGAAAGGUUGUUUUCACCUGCUUGCAGUGGAAUGAAAACUGAUCUUGAGAUACUUCCCGAUGAUGGUGUCAUGAGUGUUGAAAAUAAGUGUAAAGUUAAUGGCUUUAUGAAUGAUGAUUUUAUCAUUGAUGUGGAUGUUACUCCUGAUGUGUGUCCAUCAGUGGAGCGGAAGAAAAGCUUUGCUCUGAAAGAUGAAGUUGAUAUUAGCCCUGGGAUUAAGAGGAAGUUGGCUGAAGAAUUUGAUGUGCCUUUGAAGUUUAGUAAGAGGAAGAACAAGUUGGUGGCUGUUAAAAUAGAACCUAAAGAUUGAAGUUUUAUGCAUUGGAAUGUGUUUUGAGUUUUGAUUAUGGCGGUGAUGUUGUCUUUUGUGUAAGUAUCAUUAUUAACCAAUAUGCUGGUUGGACCGCUGCUCAUCUUUUAUUUUCGUUUUGUUAUUGACUAUGUGUAUA
Salvia hispanica is the source of this 772-nucleotide messenger RNA. NCBI's taxonomy places the organism in Eukaryota, Viridiplantae, Streptophyta, Magnoliopsida, Lamiales, Lamiaceae. The record is from RefSeq and is a predicted model, not a curated record.